Messenger RNA from Nerophis lumbriciformis (worm pipefish), 1972 nucleotides. Its product is annotated as syntaxin-1A-like. Gene Ontology annotation, cellular component: SNARE complex; plasma membrane; endomembrane system. Gene Ontology annotation, biological process: exocytosis; intracellular protein transport; vesicle fusion. NCBI's taxonomy places the organism in Eukaryota, Metazoa, Chordata, Actinopteri, Syngnathiformes, Syngnathidae. The record is from RefSeq and is a predicted model, not a curated record. Gene Ontology annotation, molecular function: SNAP receptor activity; SNARE binding.
CUCAUCAUUUGGAUGGGUGGCCAAAUACUUUUGGCAAUAUAGUGUAUAUUUUUCAUCACGGAAAUGAACAUCUUCAAUAUUAAGGUUUCUCAGACAAGGGGUAUUAUUUGAGUAUAUAAAACAUCCUCAAGGUUGCAAAGGUAAAAAAAAUAAUUUUCAAAUUCAGUGCUGGAUGCUUUGCUUACAAUGGCCGGCAGAGGGCGCCGCGCACCGGGUCACUGCAAAAAGGCGUUAUCCGCUGAGCGACUUCGAUCCCUAGUCCAUUUUUGUUUUUUACCCAAUUUCACCAGCCGACCAGCCCUCUCUACAAGUGCGUGGUUUUAAACUAGCAGCGCUCACCAGUUCAUCCCAGUAGGUGUCCACUGGCGGAGGAGGAAGUUGGAGGGCGUGUAAGGGUUAAUGGCGGAAAGGCCUCGGUCCACUCAACCUGUCAUCGCCAGCCAGAAAGCAGGAAGAAGAAGACCCCGAAUCGACGCCUUGUGAAACCGGCUGACGCGCAUCCUCAGGCCGCCUGUUGGCGUGUGUCGUCUCGGUGUGUGCUUUCAGCAUCCUCCGUCACCACCUUCACCAUCACCACCACCACCCAGAGGCGGAGUCGCCAACAGACGCCAUGAAGGACCGCAUGCAAGAACUUCGACAUGGUAAGGAGACGACGGAGGAAGAGGACGAAGUGGCCGUGGGGAUGGACAAAGGGUUCAUGGAUGAAUUCUUCGAGCAGGUGGAGGAGAUCCGUGGUUUCAUCGAGUCUCUGGCAGAGAAAGUUGAGGAGGUGAAGAGGAAACACAGCGCCAUCCUUGCUUCACCCAACCCUGAUGAAAAAACUAAAGCUGACCUGGAGGAUCUCAUGGCAGACAUCAAGAAACUGGCCAACAAAGUGCGCUCCAAACUAAAGAGCAUUCUGCACAGUAUUGAGCAAGAAGAAGGUCAGAACAGGUCAACAGCGGAUUUGAGGAUACGAAAGACGCAGCACUCCACCUUGUCCCGCAAGUUUGUGGAGGUGAUGUCGGAGUACAACACCACCCAGUCGGACUACAGGGAGCGCUGCAAGGGACGCAUUCAGAGACAAUUAGAGAUCACUGGAAGAAAUACGACAAAUGAGGAGCUGGAAAGCAUGUUGGAAAGCGACAACCCAGCUAUCUUCACAUCAGGGAUCAUCAUGGACAACAUCACGGAGCAGGCGAUGAACGAGAUUGAGACGCGGCACAAUGAGAUCAUCAAGCUGGAAAACAGCAUCCGAGAGCUGCACGACAUGUUCAUGGACAUGGCCAUGUUGGUGGAGAGCCAGAACAAAGCAGCACUCACCAGCUUGUGCAAAAAGGGCGAGCUGGUAAACAACAUUGAGCACAGUGUGUUGGGGGCACAGGACCAUGUGGAACAAGCAAAGGACAUCAUCCCCAAAUGCAAGAAGUUGAAAAAGACCAAAAAGCGGAAGAAAAUCAUGAUCAUUAUAUGCUGCGUCAUUCUGGGAAUCAUCAUUGCGUCUGCCGUCGGCGGUACGCUGGCCUGAAGCCUCUGCAAGCAGUCACGUUAGACGCUCACGUUUGAUUAUUUUCCACGAAUGCAAACGUAUUUACACAAAACGUCGGGGCAGGAGUCGUGUCACUUCCUGUAACGAUCCAUCAAGGUAGUUUUUGGCAUGAGUUUCUAUUUUGUAAAAACAUGCGGCGCUGCAACAAUGUUUUGAGUGUUGUCAAAUUCCCCAAAGUGAAACCUUGUAACACGAUCUUUGUACAUUCCAAGUCUGUUUUGACCGAACCCGAACACUGGCAUUAAGUUUUGACAUUGAAAACAAGAUGGACAUGAAGGGGAAAUCUGAAAAAUGUAAUAUUGUACUUUGGUAAUGGUUAUGUAUUUGUGUUUGGUUUUUUUAAAAGCCACGUUUACUGGCACGACUUCUCAUGUUUUUAACUUCCUAUUCAAAGUCAUACCUAAAAAUGUUCAAAUAAAACAAGUCCUGCAUGGUUGAAGUUCA